AUGGCGCUGGCGAGACACCUGGUGAGGGCAAAUUACUCGUACCGCGCUGGCAUUCUGGACAGGGCUAUGUUCACCGGCUCGGAGCUUCAAGGCAGGACGCUCGCUUUUGUCGGACUCGGCGAAGUUGCUAAGGGAGUUGCGGCUCGCAUGAAAUCAUUUGGCAUGAGGGUAAUUGGCUUCGAAGAGUCUUUUAAAGCAGCAGAGUACAAGGAAUGCGGCGUAAUCAAGACGAGUUACGAUGAGAUGUGGCCACAAGCCGACUACAUUGUUCUUUACACAUCUCCGUUUGAUUCGAACAUUUGCCCUUUCAUUACCUCCGAUAUUCUGAAAGCAUGUAAGAGAGGCGUGAAAAUAUUAGUUUUGGGACACAUCGGUGUGUUUCAACCUCGUGAUAUGUACGAAGGUCUCAGGUCGGGACAGAUCGGCGGAGCAGCAUUUGAUUUGUACGAAGAAUAUAUUGAUAUGGACUUCUUAAGAUAUCCUAUAUUUCAACAUUCAUCUGUUAUAUGCACAAUGCAUCUCGCUGUGGAAACCCAAGAAGCUAUUGAGCGUGGUGGUCAAGAAGUGGCGGAGCAGAUUGUUAACAUGUGCAAACCAAAUACUUAUAACACGCCGAUUUCCUCUCUAAUCAACUAA
This is a messenger RNA of Papilio machaon (common yellow swallowtail), 636 nucleotides long. Its product is annotated as D-3-phosphoglycerate dehydrogenase-like. The record is from RefSeq and is a predicted model, not a curated record. NCBI's taxonomy places the organism in Eukaryota, Metazoa, Arthropoda, Insecta, Lepidoptera, Papilionidae. The coding region runs from base 1 to 636 and encodes 211 amino acids. Gene Ontology annotation, molecular function: NAD binding. The transcript has 5 exons.